AAACGGGAGUCGAAAAAAUGGUGGCCAGCGCUCGAGUUCAGAAGCUGCUCCGACGAUACAAACUAGCGAUAGCCGCCGCGUUAACUAUCCUCCUGGUCCAGGGGCUUGUGGUAUGGAGUCUGAGAAGUCUGGAAGAGGGCGAGGCAGAGAAAAAAACACGGCGGUCUAAGCUGCCUGACCACAACAGCCAGGACCCCAAGAGAGACCCGGCUCUUUGGGAGAAGCAGAACUCUUUGUCGGGGAGGGACCGAGGCCGAUGGAGCGGCCGGUCGGAGAGGACGGGGGGCACGGCCGCCAGCGCACUGAGGAGGGGAACCAACCGCAGAGGAGAGAAGCCCAGUGUCAGGGUGAAGGCUCAUCAGAACCGGGGGGUAACAGGAGCCGGGUUAGAACGCGCAGUCAUCCAUGAGCCGUCCAGCAGCCGUAACUUCAGCGAGACCAGAGGAGGCGCAGACGGGAUGGCGAAGGCUCCGGCCGCCGCCAUGCUCGGGGAGCCGGGCAGCGUGGACGGGGUGCACCAGCCCAGCAGCGACUUUGUGCCCAAAUGUCACAUCACGGGCAAGGACGCGCUGUCCGCCCUGCAUCGCGCCGGGUCGCAGCAGUGCCGGCAGGAGAUCGCCAACAUCGUGUGUCAGCAUCAGGCCGGGAAGCUCAUGCCAGGCGCACUCCCUCAGUUCUGCCCUCAGCUCGGUAUAUCUAAUCAGGUGCAGUCCGUUGGCGAGCUGGACAACAGCCUGCUCAAAGUGGAGAACCCGGUCAGAGUGGCGUUCGUUCUGAUGGUCCACGGCCGCGCUGUACGGCAGCUCAAGCGCCUCAUCAAAGCCAUAUAUCACCAAGACCACUUCUACUACAUCCAUGUGGACAAGCGCUCGGGCUACCUGCAUCGGGAGGUGCUGCAGAUCGCCCAGCAGUACCCCAACAUCCGCGCCACGCCCUGGAGGAUGGUCACCAUCUGGGGGGGGGCCAGCCUCCUGAAGGCCUACCUGCGCAGCAUGCAGGACCUGCUCAACAUGCUGGACUGGAAGUGGGACUUCUUCAUCAAUCUGAGCGCUACAGAUUUCCCCACCAGGACGAAUGAUGAGCUGGUGUCGUUCCUCUCGCAGCAAAGAGACAAGAACUUCCUCAAGUCCCACGGGAGAGAAAACGCCCGGUUUAUUAAGAAGCAGGGCCUGGACCGCCUCUUCCACGAGUGUGACAACCACAUGUGGCGUCUGGGCGAGCGCAGCAUCCCAGAAGGCCUGGAGGUCUCCGGCGGAUCUGAUUGGUUCGCGCUCACCCGCCGCUUCGUGGAUUACGUCAUCAACUCCCAGGAUACCUUGGUGUCAGGGCUGAAGCAGUUCUAUACCUACGCUCUGCUUCCCGCUGAGUCCUUCUUCCACACGGUGCUGGGGAACAGCCACAUGUGCGACACCCUGGUGGACAACAACCUGCGCGUCACCAACUGGAACCGCAAGCUGGGCUGCAAAUGUCAGUACAAACACAUCGUGGACUGGUGCGGCUGCUCGCCCAACGACUUCAAGCCUCAAGACCUCAUCAGGAUCCAGCAACUGACCCGUCCGACGUUCUUCGCCCGCAAGUUUGAGUCCUCGGUGAACCAGGAGGCCAUCGACAUCCUGGACACGCACCUGUACGGCCAGUACGCUCCGGGCACCACGGCGCUGAAGGCAUACUGGGAGAGUCUGUUUGAGAAGGAGGACGGCCUGGCCGCGCUCAGCGACACAGCGCUCACCGCUCAAAUGGCUUUCUUUCGUCUCGGCCUGAGGAACCUGCUGACCCCUCAGAGCACCGUGGACGCCUGCAGGUUUGAACCAGUCGGCUACCCUCUGUCAGUACACGUGUACUUCUAUGACGACCGUUUCCAAGGAUACCUGAUUCGUCAGGAGGUCCAGGCCACGGGGUCAAAGGUCAGAGAGACGCUGGAGAUGUGGGCGGUGCCUCAAGCAACGCUCGUCCUGCAGUCAAACCUGAAGGAGUUUGAAAGGCUCAAGAAUCUGGAGAUCGGCACAGAGUGGGAUCCUAAAGAGAGAAUCUUCCGUAACUUUGGCGGCCUCAUCGGGCCUCUGAGCGAGCCGCUGGCGGUGCAGAAGUGGGCGCGGGGUCCCAACCUCACGGCCACCAUCGUGUGGAUCGACCCGGCUCGGGUGGUGGCGGCGUCCUAUGACAUCACGGUGGAUGUGGAUGCAGAAUACACGCAGUACAAGCCCCCGCUGCAGCGCCCCCUGCGGCCCGGUACCUGGUCUGUGCGCGUGUUGAAGCAGUGGGAGCUCGUGGCCGAGGUCAGCUUCCUCGUCAUGCCGCUGACCUUCAAAGACAAGGAGCCGCUACGCAAAGAAGAGGACAGCUGGCUCCACGCAGGGCCCCCAGGCGACCUGUACCUGGAGCAGAGCUACCAGCAGCUGAGCUCCGUGCUGAAGCUGCUCCCCCGAGAGGCGGUGGCCCAGGAGGCGCAGCGGAAAGCCCAGCUGGUGGGGCGGCCCCUCCAAGCCUGGGUGGACAGCAGCAUCAAAGACUUCUGGGUCACGGGCGGUCUCUGCGCCCCACAGACUUCCUCCUGCCCCGCGGUGGGACUCUGCUCCAAAACCUCCUGGAGCUCCAUGUCUCCGGACCCCAAGUCUGAACUGUGCCCGGUGAAAAGUGACGGGAGGAUCAGGUAGCGCCCCCGGCAGAGGAGAGACUGUGGACUGAAACUCAAACACAGUCGUCUCAGAGGCACAUACACAGACGACUCCCUGCACUGAGGACCCUCUCAGUGACGGGCUGAUAGGAAAGUGACUGCGGGAAAUUUGCACAUUUCACAGGACUCGUGUGGUUGUUUGUUGAAUGAUUAUGUUUUAAUGGCACACAGUUUGUCAGUCGGGGUCGGAAAGAAAUCCUCUGCGCCUGUUUGAUCGGGAACUCGGCAACCUCUUCAUUUCAAAGGGGAAUGAAACCUUUUAUGCUUGUUUAUUUUAAAGCAUUCAUGUGUGAGCGUAAGGCAGAUGAAGUGCACUUUACUGUAAGACUGUAAUGUUACACAGAGGUCGCUUGGUUACAGCACGAGGAGUCCGAUAAGACCCGAUCACUUUUAUUUAACAGGAGACCCCUGUAGAUACCUGAGACACCCCCCCCCCCCACCCCCACCUGCACAGACACAUCACUAAAUGACCUGAAUAAGGAAACGAUAAGGAAAGAGCUAGUAGUGGGAUUUUAGUUCUGAUUGAGACAUAUCAUUUUUUUAACAUGUUAUUUUUUUGUAUGUAUGUUAGUUUAUUUCAACUGGCAGAAAGUGUUAAGUUGUCUUUGAUGCCCGUUGUUGCAAGAAAAAGCCACUCUAUUAUUUUUUUGUUGUGUUAAAGGACGUGCACAACGGCUGCAUCAUCAAGGCCGCAGAUAGCCAGGUACAAAACAUGUUAUUGGGUCUUAAGAUGUUAUGUUAAAUGUGGUAUUUCAAGUUUAUCGUGUCAUUUUUGGCUCCAGAUUUCUUUUAAACUCAAUCCAACUUAGCAAGGUGACAAAAAAUGUAUUCAAGUUUUAAUUAAUAGUGUUGUUGCCUCAGGGUUUUAUGAGGAGAUUGAUACUACUUCCUGUUGGGUAAAGGAUUACAACGAUGCUAGCCUGGCUUCAAAACGUCCAAACCUUUCUUUUAAAUGUAAUGCUUUUUAAUUUACAAACGUGGUUGGACACAUUAUGUUUUACCUCCUGCGUUAUAUGCAGUGUUUAUCACGUCUUGGUUUGGUUCACAAGUUGGUAUUAUUUCAAUUCAACCAAAACUGUUUCUCCAUGUUUUACGUGAUGAAGAGAAUCUGAGCUGCCUUCAGUUAGUGGGAAGAUGAAUUGUUUACUACGUGAUAAAAGCUUCCAGAAACGUGCAAUGACUGAGACCCCCUGUCUGUGUGCAUUUUUAAAUCAUUUUUGAAAUGUUCUUAAAUAAUCGUUGGCCACCAUAUGAGUUUUCAAGUGACCUUGUUUACCUUGCACAGUACCGUUGCUUCAGUGAAGCCUCAGAUUUAUGGACAUAAAGAGAGCAUAUGUUAUUUUUCUAUACUGUUUUGAGAGGAGAGUGUGUGUUGUCCGUUCAUCUCCAGUGCUCUGUGAAACUAUUAAAAACUGCUGUCUAAUAAUGUUGUACUGACAGUCCCAGAUCCUCAGUGUCGUUGGAGCAGACUUUGUGUUAUUUAGGAGGAUAAAGGUCUCAGAGUGCGGCGGUGACUCAGUCUGACGCUGUUCGCCUCGAGAAGAGCUCAAAGACAUCCGACUGAUGACUCAAUAAAAACAUUUUUUCUUGA
Molecule: messenger RNA, 4265 nt
Organism: Trematomus bernacchii (emerald rockcod)
Lineage: Eukaryota; Metazoa; Chordata; Actinopteri; Perciformes; Nototheniidae
Gene: xylt2
Product: xylosyltransferase II
Exons: 11
Coding region: 18-2654 (878 amino acids)
Biological process (GO): heparan sulfate proteoglycan biosynthetic process; chondroitin sulfate proteoglycan biosynthetic process
Cellular component (GO): membrane
Molecular function (GO): protein xylosyltransferase activity
Source: RefSeq, a predicted model, not a curated record